AUGAAAUCGCUGGUGGUGUUCUUCGCUCUCGCCUCCGUGGCAUGCGGCUCAAUCAUUCCGUGGGCGCAGCCGGCGCACCACGCGGCGGUCGUCCUGGACCCGCACGGGCGCCCUCUUGACACCCCUGCCGUGGUCAACGCCCGCGCCAUCCACCUGCAAGCCAAGGCCCUGGAAGGCCACGGAGCUCUUGCUGUGGCUCCCGUUGCCGUCGCCCCCGUCGCUGUUGCUCCCUUGGCUCACUCCGUGGUCGCGCCCGCUGUCGUCGCCGCGCCCGCCGCCGUCUCCCACCAGUCUCGUGUGGACGUCCGCACCAGCCCCGCCAUCGUGACCGCCCACGCCGCUCCCGUGCUGGCCGCGCACAGCGCUUACGGCGCACCUCUUUUGGGACACUCCGCUCUCGGGCUCGCCGGCCACGGACACCUGCUGAAGAAGCGCUCCCUGGGCCACCUCUCGUACGCCGCCCCAGUGUACGCCGCCGCCCCCGCCGCCGUGUCGCACCAGUCCCGCGUGGACGUCGUCUCUAGCCCGGCCGUCGUGUCCCACGCCGUCGCGGCUCCUGUGCUUGCGCACGCCGCCGUUGCACCGGUGGUCGCGCACGCCAUCGCCCCCUCUGCCGUGUCUCACCAGUCCCGCGUGGACGUCCGCACCAGCCCCGCCGUGGUGUCGCACGCCUACGCCCCCAUCGCGCAUGGCGUCGUCGCCGCUCCCCUCGCGCACGCCGCCCUGGCUAGCCCCCUUGCGCAUUCCGGACUCCUUCAUGGCGCCCCCUUGGCCCAUGCCUGG
Messenger RNA from Iphiclides podalirius (scarce swallowtail), 783 nucleotides. NCBI's taxonomy places the organism in Eukaryota, Metazoa, Arthropoda, Insecta, Lepidoptera, Papilionidae. The record is from the annotation of a GenBank genome assembly.